UGGGGGAAGGCCAAGUUGGGGUUUGGCUGACCCAUCGUGAUUGGGCGGCGCCGAUCUCUCCCAGCCAAGACGGAACGCCACCCACUGCAGAGGACGCCUGCCCAGCCCUCGAGUGCAAAGGCCAAGCCGAAGCAUCAGCAGCAGCGCCAUCCCCCGCCACCAGUCUCUGAUGAUCUUCUUCAUCGGCUUGGCUCAAGCCAACAAACAAUGGACGAUGCCAAGACAGACGAACGAAUAUAUUAAUAACACCUGCUCAGAAAAAAAAGGAGUAUUACCUGUAUCUCGGUAAGCAACACGAUGCAUCAGGGAGCUGCAAACAAACACCAUAUGGAGACUGGACCUUUUCUCCAUCCCCAUCCUUUUUGGGGUCAGGGUAGUAUUCGCCUGCAGUAGCUUCGCCACGGCCUUCUUUAUCCACUGGAAGCAGGCCGGUUAGAGCAAAUUAGCGUCGCUUCGCCCAAGCUCCGCGCCUCUUUGGCCUUGUUAAGCCACCUGAAGUCGACAUGAAGAGCAAGGUUAUGGGCGAACGCCGUCGUAAACUAAAGCUGCGCACAGGCCGGAGCGGGGCGUAACCACGGACAAAAGAACCUUUGGGUUAUAGCUGGUGUGCUGCUCAUGACAGCUGCUAAAUGACCGAUAGUCGGAUUGUGGCCGCCGCUAAGUGCUGCUGCUGCUGCUGCCGCCAUUACCGAUGCGAAAUGAAUUAUGCCGUGCAUGGACUAGCUGCCGACCCCGAAUGGUAUAUAACAUCUCUCCCCGCCUCUCAGUGCAACGUCCCCCAACUUCUCCAACGAGAUCAGCAAGCUUGGUCCCUGAAUAUCAUUCUUUUGCUAGUUCUUGAUUGUCACCAUGAAGACUGCUGCCGUCCUCCUCGCUGGCCUUGCCGCCUCCGGCAUGGCCAUGCCUUCCGACUCCCACCGAGUUCAUGAGACCCGCGAUACUGUGCGCGGCGCUCGCUUCGACAAGCGCGACGCCGUUGCUGCUACCGCCAACAUGCCUCUCCGCAUUGCCCUGAAGCAGAGCAACCUUGACAAGGCCGCUGCCAUGCUCCUUGACAUCUCUACCCCCGGCUCGCCCAACUACGGCAAGCAUCUCAGCCGCAAGGAGGCUGCGGCGCUCUUUGCUGUUGAGGACAAGUCCAUUGACACCAUCAAGCAAUGGCUCGUCAAGUCUGGCGUCGAUGCCAAGGCCAUCUCCGUCAACCCCACCAAAACGUGGAUGACUGUCAAUGCUCCUGUCCAGCAGCUUGAGAAGAUGCUCAAGACUAGAUACCACACUUACCGCAACGUCAUUUCUGGCGCCGACCACGUCGGUACCGACCAGUACAGUCUGCCCAAGGAGGUCUCUGAGAUUGUCGACUUUGUCGUUCCCGGAGUCAACCUGGCCAAGGUCAAGACUCGCGCUGCCCCACCUCCCAAGGGCAAGACUCCCUUUGCCGCCAUCUGGGAGGGUCUCCGUGAUCUCACUGCGGAGCAGCAGCAGAUUGUCGUGAAUGCCAGUAGGUCUGCUCGCAAGGGAUGCAAGAAGCCAAGUACUGACAACAACGGCACAGCUUCGUUGGACCACUGCGAUACAAUUAUCACCCCCGCCUGUAUCCAGGCCAUCUACGGUAUCCCCAAGGGCGUGCAGUCCAACAUUACCAACCCCAUGGGCUUCUUCGAGUCCAUCAACGAUGUCUACUCUCAGGAAGAUCUCGAUCUCUUCUGGAAGACUGCCGCGCCCUACGUCCCCCAGGGCACUGGCCCCGACCUGGAUCUCAUCAACGGAGCCACUGCCCCCAACCCACCUGAGAGAGCUGGUGGCGAGUCCGACCUCGACUUCCAGAUGGCCAUCCCCAUCAUCUACCCCGAGACCACUGUCCUCUUCCAGACUGCCGGCGGCGGCUCCGAUGACAUCUUUGGCGACUACCUUGCCGCUGUCGACCCCGACUUCUGCCCUCUUGACCCCAACUUGAACCCCCACAAGAUGUGCGGCGUCUUCCAGCCUACCAACGUUGUCUCCAUCUCCUACGGCGGCCCCGAGGACCCUAGCGAUGUGGCUGGCUCCAAGCGUCUCUGCAACGAAUUCAUGAAGCUUGGCCUUAUUGGCAUCACCACUGUUGCCUCCUCGGGCGACUCUGGUGUUGCUGACGCCGGUAACUACUGCUACGGCCCUCACCAUGACAUCUUUGUCCCCGACGAUCUCGGCAGCUGUCCCUACAUUACCUCUGUCGGCGCCACUACUCUCCCUGCUGGCUCCAAGGUUGGCGAUCCCGAAAUUGCUGUCAACUCGUACUCUGGCGGUGGCGGCUUCUCCAACAUCUUCCCCCGUCCCUCGUGGCAGAACGGUGCCGUUGGCAACUAUCUGCUCCGCCACAACCCCAACUACUUUGCCUACAAUACCUCGGACGGUGUCAUUCCCCCCAACUCGGGUAUCUACAACCGCGGUGGGCGUGCUUACCCCGAUAUCUCCGCUCUUGGUGACAACGGUCUCGUUGCCUACCGCGGCAAGCUUGGCCUUUCUGGCGGUACCUCCAUGUCUGCCCCCAUCAUUGGUGCCAUCUUCACCCGUAUCAACGAGCAGCGUCUGUCCCUGGGCAAGGGCCCCAUCGGCUGGGUCAACCCUGCCCUGUACGGUGCGUACGACAAGAUCCGCAGCAAGGACUUUGUUGGCUUCUUCCACGAUGUUACUGUCGGCAACCAGUACCUCGGUGGUGUUGCUGGUGACCGUGGCUACAGCGCCUGCGGCAACGUUGGCUUCUCUUGUGUUCAGGGCUGGGAUCCCGUUACCGGUCUCGGCACUCCCAACUACCCCAUGUGGGAAAAGUACUUUGUUUCUCUUUAAGCGUUUACAAGUGAGAGGGCCACCCUUUUUUUCAAUGUAUAUUCUUUUGGAAAUGACGUCUUUGAAACGCGGUAUAUGGAAGAAACCUAAUGUAAAUAAUAUACGAUUGAUUUAUACGUCAUAUGCGCCAUUUUGUCUCAUAAUAUCCAUGUACGGUAAUAUUUACAUAGAUAGCAACCAAAUGACUUUCCCUGCCAAGC
Molecule: messenger RNA, 3023 nt
Organism: [Torrubiella] hemipterigena
Lineage: Eukaryota; Fungi; Ascomycota; Sordariomycetes; Hypocreales; Clavicipitaceae
Source: the annotation of a GenBank genome assembly